Molecule: messenger RNA, 1110 nt
Organism: Chinchilla lanigera (long-tailed chinchilla)
Lineage: Eukaryota; Metazoa; Chordata; Mammalia; Rodentia; Chinchillidae
Gene: Snapc5
Product: small nuclear RNA activating complex, polypeptide 5, 19kDa
Exons: 4
Coding region: 54-353 (99 amino acids)
Biological process (GO): transcription initiation at RNA polymerase III promoter; transcription by RNA polymerase II
Cellular component (GO): nucleus
Source: RefSeq, a predicted model, not a curated record
GCGUCAUCACUAGGCGCGGGGAACGGGACACGGCGCGGGCGUGACACGGGGCCAUGCUAAGCCGGCUGCAGGAGCUACGCAAGGAGGAGGAGACGCUGCUGCGGCUGAAAGCAGCCCUCCACGACCAGCUGAACCGCCUCAAGGUCGAAGAAUUGGCCCUCCGAUCAAUGAUCAGUUCCACAGGAGACGAUGGGAAGGUGUCCUCUCCCCCGGCACCUGAACCUUCACAGGAUAUGUCGGUGCACGUAGACAACGAAGCAUCAAUCAACCAGACGGCGCUGGAGUUGAGCAUGAGGAGCCAUAUGACGGAGGAGGAGGAGGAGGAGGAGGAGGAGGAGGAGUCCGAUUCCUGAAGGGGACGGAGCCUGGGAGGUAUCCUGCAGGAGGAAAGUGGACCUCACACCUGGCCAAUCUUCCCAGGAGGUUACGGGAAGCACCCUGGCUUGGCUCCAGAUGGCAAAGAAAGUAUGAACAAAACACAGCGCAGGAGGUGCCAGACCGCCAGCAACUCCAGUCCUGCUCGCUUCCUUAAGCAAACUCCUAUACAGGAUCCCAACUCGGAACUCACAGUGCAGGGGAGCGGCUGGGAGCACGGGCUCUGCAGACGAUCUGCUGGAACCCAAACUCCACCUCUGCCGCCUCCUACCCAGGGGACUGAGCACAGUGAGGCCGGUAACGGGAGGUUAUUAUACUCACGGGGCUCCUGUAUGCGUCAAGCACGUUAAUACACAUAAAGCACGCAGAAGAGCAUGUACCCACAAUAAGCACGCAAUAAUGUUAGCACUUGAUCAUUACUGUUUUCAUCACAGCUUGCACCUGGCAUUCUCCUAACAAAUUAUAAUUAACGAAAUCAAAAGACUAGUGUCAUAGAGAGCUUCAUUCAUUCUGUAAUCCUACACAGUGCACUGGACUAGGUUCGCUUCUAUAGAGAGCAGAUAGAAAAAUUACUGUAUCUUCAACACACUUAACAUAAUAAAAUCAAAGAUACAUAAGAAAAGUGCUGUAGACAUUAAAAAGAAGGGAACAGUAAUUCUGACUAAACGCAGAAGACAGCAUUUAAGGUGAAAUCUUUUCUUUUUUAAGACAGGGUCUCACUGUGUAGUUAGGCUG